AUGAAACUUCCUUAUGCUAAACGUAAUAUAACAAUUUAUACAUCAGCAACUAAUCCAAGUCGAGAUCCAAAAGCUUGGUUAUUUUGGUAUGAUCCAUUGGUUGUAUUCGAUUCAGUAAAAGAUAUUUAUCAGUAUAAUGAACAAGUACGUUUUCGAUUUGCAAUAGCAUCAGCAGAAUUUGAUCAAUUAGCACGAAAAACAAUUAUUACGAAAAUGAAUCCUGAAGUUGAGCAAUUUGCUGUCUUUUGGAUUAUAGAACCAUUACCUAUUGAUUCAUUAACUAUAUAUGUUGUUGAUCAAACAUUACUUCCAAUACCUGCAAUAUAUCCAUGUACAAAGAGUAGUUUAUCGGGUACAAUUUCAUUUGAAUGUCAAUUUUUAACUUCAUCAAUGAUAAUUGCAAGUUCAAUAGCACAAAAUAUUCUUUGUGGAAAAAUAAAAUUUCGAUUAGAAUAUUACAUUCAAUCUGUUAAAAAACCUAUAACAAUUCCACCACGAACUGCAACAAUAAGUAAUUUAAAUAGUUUAAGAAGUUCAUUUCGUACUGGAAAAUAUAUUCAUGCAAGUCAAGAAAAGGAUGUUGUUGCUAAAUAUUUUGUACAAACUCAAUCAAUUGAUGAUACAAUUAAAGAAGCUGAUUUAGAAACUCUUUUUGAACUUGCAAUCAACACUACAACAUAUGUUAAUAUUACUUAUCCAAAUGAUAUAUGGUCAUUAGAUGAUCUUGAAUCAAUUAUUAAUAAAGAUUUAUUUUAUGUAAGUUUUAAUAAACAUAAUAAAAUAUCAUUUCAUUUACAUCAUACUGAUUCACCAUGGGCAUUAAAAUCUCCGGGUAAACAAACAUUUCAUAUGGAUGAAAUUCAAGAUAUGUUUUUAAAACAACAACAACUUGAUGUUGAAUGGUCAUCAAGUGAUAAUAAAUGGAAAAUUAAAUCUUUAAUUGUACAUGUAUUAUCGGAUAUAUUAGAUAAUUUACAAUUAAGUAUUAUCAAUAAACAAUAUGAAAUUGAUAAAAUCAAUGCAACAUAUCAUAGAUCUAUUGAUUGUGCAGAUUGGUCAAGUACAUGUGCAUGUCAAUCAAUAUAUUCAGCUGCUGUUUUUAUAUCAGAAGCACAAUUUAUACAUAUACCAGAUAUUAAUAUGAAUUUUUCAUCAACAGGUUUUACAAUUGAAUUAUGGGUAAGACCGGAUGUAUUACCAAGUGGAAAUGACUCAGCUCAGUUACUUAAUUUUCGUGGUGAAUAUCUUUUAAUAUAUCAACCAAAAGGUGAAAUAACAUUUGCAUUAGUUAAUAAAAGACGUUUGAAUUUAUUUACAACAACAUUACAAGCAAUACCACUUCAUCAAUGGACACAUUUAGCAUGUGUACAUUUACCAGCUGAUAAUCAAUUACAAUUAUAUGUUAAUGGAGAAUUUGUAUCAAGUGUUGUUUUAUCAGUUAAAGCAAAGAGAAUAACAGAUGAUAUUAUUAUUGGAAAAAAAUUUCUUGGUGCUGUAAGAGAUUUACGUCUUUGGGGAUGUCCAAGACUUAUUGAUCAAAUUCGUUUUUCAAUGCAAAAAGAUAUUUUAUUCGGAAAUGAAACAUGUCUAGUUGGUUAUUGGCCAAUGAAAGAUGCUGUUAGUCAAACUAUAUUAGAUUUAUCACUUAAUGGUAUUUCUCAUCCAGGAACAUUUGGUUUUGAUGAUAAUCCUAAUUUACUUACUGAUCCAAUAUGGGCAGUUAUUUUACCUAAACCUCUAACACCACCACCACCACGUAUAUUAAAUUUUCAAAUAUUUAGAGAAAAUAUAACUUUUCCAUUGACGGUUCGAUGGGGAACCAUUUUUGAUAUACCAAUGCCUGCUGAUUAUGAUGGUGAUGGUUUUGCAGAUUUUGCUGUUUAUCGAACAACAGAUUUGACCUGGUAUGUCUCAUCAAGCAACAAUCCAAAUAUAAUCAUAGUUAAACCUUGGGGUUUACCUAAUGAUAUUCCAGUUCGAUGUAAUUUUGAUGGUGAUAGGUAUUUUGAUUUUACCGUUUUUCGUCCAGCAACUGCUCAAUGGAUAUCUCAUCUUAGCAGUAAUCCAGGUUUUCAAUAUAUUCAUAAAUGGGGUAGACCAAAUGAUUUUCCUUGUCCAGGUGAUUUUGAUGGUGAUGGUAAAACAGAUUUUGUUGUCUAUCGUAAAGGUGCUUACUAUAUAAAUCCAUCGUCUGAUCCAAGUGUACAAUGGACGAAACAAUGGGGUCAACCAGGUGAUAUUUGUGUAUCAAAUUGUGAUUUUGAUGGUGAUGGUGUUACAGAUUUUACUGUUUAUACACCAAUUAUAGGUCUUUGGUCGUGGAUACCUAGUAAAAGACCUUGGUUAAUCUAUCAAAAACAAUGGGGUACUCUUUAUGAUAGACCAGUCUGUGGAGAUUUUGAUGGAGAUAGACUACGAGAUUUUGGUGUUUACAGAAAUUUUACUGGUGAUUGGUUUGUCAUCCCAUACCGAGUUUCAUCAUUUGUUAUCACAUUUCGAUGGGGUCGUCCAACCGAUUUACCAGCUGCUGGAGAUUUUGAUGGUGAUGGAUUCAGUGAUUUUGCUUUAUGGAGACCAAGAGUAAAUAAAACAUAUGUAUGGGAAAUUAUACCAAGUUUAAUGCCAGUAGCAUUAUUACGUAAACCAUGGGGAAUUAAAGGUGAUGUUCCUGUCAUUGGUGAUUUUGAUGCCGAUAAACGAAGUGAUUUUACAGUUUGGAGACCUACAAAUGGAUUUUGGUAUAUAUUAUUUAUGGCUAAACCCGGUAUACAAAUGAUUAAACAUUGGGGAUUUACACCUAAUGAUACUGCGCUGGCAGGUGAUUGGAAUGGAGAUCUUAUAACAGAUUUUACAAUUUAUCGACCAACAACCGGCUAUUGGUAUAUAAUGCUUUUGAGAAAUCCUAUUCUCCAGAUUUUUAUGCAAUGGGGUGUGCCACUAUAUGGAGAUAUUCCAGUACCGGGUGAUUUUGAUGGUGAUGCAAAAUAUGAUUUUGCAGUUUGGCGUCCAUCAACUGGCUUUUGGUUUAUUUUACCAUCAACAAAUCCAGCAACUAUUGUUAUAGCUCAAUGGGGUAUACUUGGUGAUAUUCCAGUAACAGGAGUAGAUUUUGAUGGUGAUGGAAAAACCGAUCUCAGUGUAUGGCGUCCAUCGACUGGCUCAUGGUAUAUCUUACCAUCAUCAAACCCAAUAUAUCCAUAUGCUGGCCCAUUUAUUAUUAACCAGCCAAAAUUUCCAUUACCACCACUUGGAGCUGGACCACCUGGUGCCUUCUCACCUGGUGGUGCCGCUGGGCCUGGUGCCUUUUCACCUGGUGGUGCCGCUGGACCUGCUGCUGGUGCCGGAGAAGCGGUGCCUGCUGCUGCUGCUUCUGGUGAAGCGGCUGGCGCCGCUGCAGCUGCGGCUGGUACUGCUGUUGGUGCUGGUUCAGGAGCGUCACCUGCCGCUGCAGCUGCUGCCGGUGCCAGUGCUGGUGCUGCUGAAGGAGCUCCGUCUAUUGGCGCUGCUGCUGCUGCUGGGGCCGCUGCAGAAGCUCCGUCAAUUACAAAAGCUCCGGCAACUGUCGAUGUAGCACCUGCUUCUGGAUAA
Molecule: messenger RNA, 3588 nt
Organism: Adineta steineri
Lineage: Eukaryota; Metazoa; Rotifera; Eurotatoria; Adinetida; Adinetidae
Source: the annotation of a GenBank genome assembly